AUGACAUCCACAGCCACGGAGGUGACGCAAGUUCAGAGUCUUGCUGCCAUUCGUAACUUUAUCCGUGUGGCUGUUUCUUGUGUCACCUACCUUCGUGGGCUGUGCAACGACGAGUCGUAUCAGCCCCGACAAUUCCUCGGUUUGCAGCUUAAGCAGUUAGUGCGGUCAUCGCCGGAGGCCGACGUCAUCUCUCAGUGGAUGGAAGAUGGAGCGUUUGACGCACUCAACAAGGGGUAUUUGAAGGCGCUGUCCCUCUGCGUAUACACCCCAAAUUGUACUGAGUUGCUUGAGAGCUACAGUUUUGCCUUGUCUUACACGCCGAAUGGUAAGAGGGCUGCCUUAACGUUUGCAGGUAAUUCACUGAAUGACGCAGCAUUGCGUCCAUGCACAGCUGCAACUUCCACCACGACACGAAGUCGAGGAAAACGUCACACACGUCAGGAGGUUCAACAGGCGCUUGCAGGUAUUAUAACAAAACUGGUUGAGGUGGUGGAAGGAUUACCGCCACUACUGUGCGAGCGUGUUUUGGUAAUGCAGUUGACGUAUUACGAAGAUGUCACGCCACCAACCUACGAGCCCCCUUGUUUUGCCCCUGCGAGUGCAGACCUCACUAGCCUGCAUCAACAGGAGCAGAGGCAGAGUACCAACAUUGCGUCGCUUGAUACAGGUCAUCAUAUGAUGUCUAUUACCAUUCGACACCGUUUUUUUGAUAGAUUGUUGUCACAGUCUUCUAUGAUAGCCGGAAACUCCACCUUGACGGCAUCAACCUGGAAUACGACAUUCUCAGGCAUAGGCACGGAGGGGGAGGAGGACGAGGACGAGGCGGCUGCUGCAUUAAAACAUAUCCCAGACACGAACGCAGCGUGUACACAAACAUGUCCAGUGAAGGAGUCGUCACAGAGAUGCCCCGCGGAGCCAGCAGCAAUCUCAUCCACGUUCUCAAAUGACCUUGCUUUUUUUGUGUUUACAUGUUUUAUACUGACAAGGUCACCGGUUGUUUAUCGGGGACGCGUAUCUACCGGAGAAAUUGCCGAAUAUCUUCGCGUUUCAUGUCCAUUAGAAAUCACACUGGAAAUGGCGCAUCAAAUGAUGCACCGACUGGAGUUGAAGGGUGUUGUCGCUGCGACAGCGCAGCAGGAGUGGAUUGUGCAUCCAUUGCCUGCAGCAGCACUUGCAGGUUUGCUCCUCGCCCAGCGGGAAGUGGUACCGCUGCUCAGCAUACAAAUUCAUGAGGACCUGGAACGCCUUGUCAAGGGGGACGCCACGACGCGAAUGAGCGUUGCCGCCGGGCGUAAGCGGCAACGAGCCAAUGCUUGA
This is a messenger RNA of Trypanosoma rangeli, 1317 nucleotides long. RefSeq names its product HORMA domain containing protein. The record is from RefSeq and is a predicted model, not a curated record. Lineage: Eukaryota; Euglenozoa; Kinetoplastea; Trypanosomatida; Trypanosomatidae. The transcript has a single exon. Bases 1 to 1317 code for a protein of 438 amino acids.